AUGUCGGCCUCAGGAUCCGGAUUUCCCAAUGAUGCAUCGGGGUCAUCCAGCGGUGUAAAGAAGGGUUUCCCUCCAGUUGACCUGUCGGGCAAUGACCUGCCCCCAUCUCCUGCCCCGUCUAGUCCUCACACCGGUCGUCGGUACAAUAUUGCCACUGAGUUGGUCUUCACCGAGGGCAGUGACCAAUACAAUGCCAGCAGCGUUCCCAUCUAUCAGAGUGCUACCUUCAAGCAAACUUCCGGCGGCGGCGGCGGAGAGUAUGACUAUACACGAUCCGGUAACCCUACUCGCACACAUCUUGAGCGUCACUUGGCCAAGAUCAUGUCGGCACAGCGCGCCCUUGUGGUUUCAUCUGGCAUGGCAGCGCUGGAUGUGAUCACAAGGCUCCUCCGCCCCGGUGAUGAAGUGGUCACUGGUGACGACCUCUACGGUGGCACCAACCGUCUGCUCAAGUAUCUCUCGACCAAUGGUGGAAUUGUUGUGCACCAUGUCGACACGACAAGCCCAGAAAAGGUCCGAGGGGUUUUGAGCUCCAAGACGACCAUGGUGCUGCUCGAGACUCCCACGAACCCUCUGAUCAAGAUCGUCGAUAUUGGACAAAUUGCUGCCGCUGCCCAUGAAGCCAACCCCAACUGUAUUGUCUCUGUGGACAAUACCAUGAUGUCUCCCCUGCUCCUGAACCCAUUAGAUUUUGGCGCCGAUGUCGUUUACGAGAGUGGUACCAAAUAUCUGUCUGGACACCACGACCUGAUGGCCGGUGUCAUUGCCGUGAAUGACCUUCAGCUCGGAGAACGUUUGUAUUUCCCGAUCAAUGCAUCAGGGUGUGGCCUGUCACCCUUCGACUCGUGGUUAUUGCUGCGUGGUGUGAAGACAUUGAAGGUCCGCAUGGACCAGCAACAGAGCAAUGCCCAACGAAUUGCUGAAUUCCUCGAAUCUCACGGCUUCAAAGUGCGCUACCCCGGUCUGCGGUCCCACCCACAAUACGAACUCCACAAUUCCAUGGCGCGGGGCGCCGGCGCCGUGCUCUCAUUCGAGACCGGUGAUACGGGCGUUAGUGAGCGUAUUGUGGAGAGCGCCAAGCUUUGGGCUAUCAGUGUCAGCUUUGGUUGUGUCAACAGUCUGAUCAGUAUGCCAUGCCGUAUGAGUCAUGCUAGCAUUGACGCGAAGACGCGGGCGGAACGCGCUAUGCCUGAAGACUUGAUUCGAUUGUGUGUGGGUAUUGAGGAUGUGGAUGAUUUGAUUGAUGAUUUGCAGCGAGCGUUGGUGCAAGCUGGAGCAGUCAAUGUCACCAUGGAGGGCAUUGAAGCCCACUAG
Messenger RNA from Penicillium paradoxum, 1314 nucleotides. RefSeq names its product cystathionine beta-lyase STR3. Bases 1 to 1314 code for a protein of 437 amino acids. NCBI's taxonomy places the organism in Eukaryota, Fungi, Ascomycota, Eurotiomycetes, Eurotiales, Aspergillaceae. Gene Ontology annotation, molecular function: pyridoxal phosphate binding. Gene Ontology annotation, cellular component: cytoplasm. The transcript is spliced from 3 exons. The record is from RefSeq and is a predicted model, not a curated record. Gene Ontology annotation, biological process: 'de novo' L-methionine biosynthetic process; transsulfuration.